This is a messenger RNA of Clunio marinus, 332 nucleotides long. Lineage: Eukaryota; Metazoa; Arthropoda; Insecta; Diptera; Chironomidae. The record is from the annotation of a GenBank genome assembly.
AAAAAAAUAUUAAAGAAGGCAUUUAUGCAUUUUUCGAUUAUGACAGCAAAAAAAACAAAGGAAUUUGCAAGCAGGAAGACUGUAAAGCUUCUAUUACGGUAAGUUUUAAUAUAAACACGCAUGAACUUGACUCUGUUUUCUUAUUAACGAAUGAAUAAAAUUUAGUUUUCUCUAAUAAAGAAAACGAUCAAAAGAUUGUUUUGAUUAAAGAGAAAACUAAAUCAAUAAUAGCAUUACUGAGAUAAUGUAUGUUCUAACAGACACAUCGUGAAUUUAGUUUUAUUUUCGCCAUUUUGAUGACUUUUUUUCACUUUCAGCAAUUUUUUCUUUUU